This is a messenger RNA of Eremothecium sinecaudum, 1683 nucleotides long. Its product is annotated as HFL150Cp. The record is from RefSeq and is a predicted model, not a curated record. Lineage: Eukaryota; Fungi; Ascomycota; Saccharomycetes; Saccharomycetales; Saccharomycetaceae. The transcript has a single exon. Bases 1 to 1683 code for a protein of 560 amino acids.
AUGUUUGUUGAUUAUUCCUCGAAAGGUGUCAGCAAGAUAAUUAAUAAGAUAUUUGCUGAAAAGUUACUAGAUCUUCUAUUCUUAGAUACUUUAGAUGACUUCCAACUAUUAGAGUUUGUUAGAACAAGAAUCCUGAAGAAUGGUUAUAAGCAGCAGUUGACGUUAAAUGAUAUUCAUGGAAACCGGUACUGGUUAUAUUACAUUUUGAGUCUUAAGCUCUCAAAUGAGCAGAUGGAGGAAGCUUUGGAUCAGUUGACGGUUUCUAGGUUUUUAUACCAAGUGGAAUUCGUAUUUCCAGGGUGUUCUUUUGAGAAAGCGUACGAGUUGAAGGAAUUUGAUCCGAUGAGGAAGAUAGUGGUUGAUCUCUACGUUUCCAGUAUAUUUUUGAAGUGUAAAGUUAACUCGUAUAUUAAGGAAUUUACUAAAUUAGUUACUUCAGAUCGAAAACUUAUGAUGCUGUUAAACGCUGAAGAAAGAAUACUAGCUUUCCCGGAGUAUUUUCUGGAGGAUCCUAGGAGCGUGGAGGCUUCUGUGACUUUACCGCUUAAGUUUCCUAAGGCUUACUUGCCAUUGCUUCAGGAAGAUGGCACUGUAAUGUCUAAUAUUAAGCUACAGUUUCAAAAGUGGGAAUUGGUGGACAAAAGGUUGCUAUAUAGUCGGAAUGUGCAGCUAAGAGAUAUUGUAGCAAAGGAUAAGGACGUUCAGCUUCGCUGGGUGAACAAUGAUGAAUAUGAGGAGGCUCCGAUACAUAGAAGCAUCAUUGACUCGGAACAGAGUGAAACCUCUAUCAUGUUACGUGAUAUCCAUCGACGUUACAUAGAAAGGCAAAAGGUGAUGAGAUCUGUGAGUGAGAAGAUUAUAAACCCCGAUGAGUUGGCUUCUACAGAGCCUAAGCCUGAAUUUCUCAAGAUCUUUGAUGAAGUUGAUGAAGGGGACAAUGAAGGGAAAGAAAACGAUAAUUUCGAGCAUAUUCUGAGCCAGGAAUCUAAUAGUAGGCCCAGGUUAGGUAGUAUAACACUUUCCUCAAGGAGUGGAAAAGAUAGCAAAGACACUACGAAACAUGAGGUUUUAAAGCCAAUAAAUAGUAACAUGGCUUUACGACUACAAGGAAAACACAACUUAACCUUUGGAAAAGAGGAUACUGAGGAUGAGAACCACAGUACUGAUUUCGGAAACAACAUGGAUAUGCGUUCAUAUUUUCAAAAUGACAUACAGCAGCAGCAUUAUCCUGACCCGAUUAUGACAUAUAGGAAUGUUGCAUAUAUCCCUUCAACCACAAACUUGGAAACGCCUGACAUAGUAUUGAGACUAAGCUGCAAAGCGUCAGGUACAACAUUGAGGAGGAAGAUGGCUAAUGUUAUUCGAUCUCCCUUCUCUGUAAAAGACAAUUCAUCAAACUAUGUUAAUGAGACUUCACUUGAAACGGACAAUUGGUCUAGAUUAUCAUUUAGGUUGUUCCUAAGGGCCAAGUUUAGGAAAAUAAAGCAAGAUUGGAGGUAUUAUAAAAACGUAGCAAAGCAGUGUAUGGAUGAUUUUAAGUCUCCGUCCGAUGCAAUUAAUUUCCCGCCAGCAACUUCGACAUUAUUCCAAACGGCAGGUCCGAAUUCACCAAUUAGAGGCAAGAUAGCAAACCUCGCUGGACGAGAUAAUCCAUCCCCUUCUAGAACAGCAGUUUUUGACUGA